Octopus sinensis (East Asian common octopus) is the source of this 1440-nucleotide messenger RNA. RefSeq lists its product as uncharacterized. NCBI's taxonomy places the organism in Eukaryota, Metazoa, Mollusca, Cephalopoda, Octopoda, Octopodidae. The record is from RefSeq and is a predicted model, not a curated record. The transcript has 4 exons. Bases 11 to 1330 code for a protein of 439 amino acids.
UUCUGAAUAUAUGGAAGAUUUACAAAGGAAGAUUCGUGAGCUAGAAAGAUGUUUCAACAAUGAACGAGAGCAAUGGAAGAAACUGGGUUGGCCUGUGCGCCAGGAGUCGCCCGACACUAACCCUGUUAACCCUGUGGAAUUAGCUCGGACUGCAGUCAGCCUACCCCUUGCCCUGGACAACGCUCCCAGCCCUGGCUCUGAGGGUUUCAGUGAAACUAGUUCUAACUCAUUCACCACCAUCUCUGUAGCCCAGUCCACUGGUUCUGCCACACUUACUGGUGUUGCAGUUUCCACUGUUAAUACCGUUAGUAGUUGUAGUAGUAUUAGUAGUGGUAGUGGUGGUGUCGGUGGUGGUAGUAGUGAAAUUACUUUCGCCACUUGUUCUGUUUCGUCUAGUGUUGAUAAUCCUCCUCCUCCUCCAUGUCCAAGUUCUCUUCCAAAAAAUGUCUCCUUCAGCAAAGAUAAAGACGAAGACGCCAGUAUACCCACCGAUUCGACAGGUCCCCGAGCCAUGUACACUUUGCCGGAUGAUAUUCAGGAAGUUACUCUAGAGUGUGUCCCACACCAUUACUGCACAAAGAAUACUCGGAACAGUGGAACGAAAGAGAAUGAAGGCAUCAUCGACAACGACGACAACGACGUGGACGACGAUGACAGCGACUGCGAUAGUGGGUCCAGUGAAAAUCUGGCCAGUAGGAGAAGAAACAGCAUGACUAUAUUUGACGAUUAUAAGGCAAACGACUCGAAAUCCUACGAAGACGACGUAGUUGAUGGAAGCCCUGAUAUCCCUUCAAGAGAACCACAACAACAGCAACAACAAUCUCAACAACAGCGUCAGGAGCCAAGCGACGGAAACCAGAAGAAAGUGAUUAUACAGCUUUGUUGCAUGGAACAACUACACAAUGUAGACAACAUUCAACUCCAGCGAAUUUUUGACAAGGACAUGGAUGCUAAAUUGAAAGAUGCCUUCAUGAAAGCUCUUACCAAACAUCGGAAUGAGGAACUGCAGAGAUCAAACAAAUUGGACCAGGACGAAACAGCAACUGAAUGUAACGACUUUGCUGACAACCGGAAAUUCCAACGCUUGUGGGUUAGAAGAGCAUCCGACGAACCGAAACCCAAGUUGUCACCAUUACAACGAUGUCGGGAAAAAGUUCUGAAGAUGGAGAAUGAUCGCAGGCAGCUGACACAGAAAUACGAAGACAAACUGCGUCAACAAGAUCGAGAAUUACAAAAACUGAGAAACAAAUUCGUUGAGAUGUCAGACACACCCAAAGAUUAUUCUGUUAAAGUUAGUAAAUCCCUCGAGUAUAUCUUAAAUCUGUUGUAAAAUAAAAAGGGACACCGUAGAGUUACAUAAUACUGUGUUGUUUCAAACUGGUGGUUCUCAACCAUUUUUCACCUAUGUACCCCUUUGAUUGUUAUUUUACUCGGGUAGAC